Messenger RNA from Caenorhabditis bovis, 606 nucleotides. The record is from the annotation of a GenBank genome assembly. NCBI's taxonomy places the organism in Eukaryota, Metazoa, Nematoda, Chromadorea, Rhabditida, Rhabditidae.
AUGAACAUUAUUCUAUCGUUUCCAGCCGAUGACUUCGAAAAAGUCGCAAGGUCCGACGAGAAUGCGUCGAAUCGAACCGGCACGAGUUCAACGGCAAAGUCGCUCCGCAAAAUCACACUAAUGGACAUUUUCGACGUGCGCAAAUUCCAGUCCCAUCGGGAUUUCGUCUUUGCUGACGGCCGAUUACACGCCGUUUCAGACUAUUCAUUAAUCGCUUUACUUCCUGUCAUUCUUGUCGCAAUACUAAUCGUCGGCAUCUUUUGUGUUUAUCGAUUUCGUAGGUGGAAGAGCAACCGGAAACAGCUCGCCGAGCUUAGUGCAUUCUACGAAAUAGUCGAGUCUUCACCAUGCAUCUCGAACAAAUCCUUCUUGAUUCAACAUUUAAAGCAUGCUGAGACCCAUGACUGUGAUCGCGUCUCCCGAGCAGUUUGUGUGCCUACUACAAAUUCUUUAUUUUUUCAACCCGUCCCUCCCAAAUGCAAACCAACAAAGCCAUGCUCAAAUGUGCUCAAAGCGCUCAACGCAAAUGACGUGAUAUUUCAUUUUUCACAAUUACCUGAAAAUGAAAAGCCAAGAAAAAAGAAUUCACUAAUACAUCGGGUCUAA